UGUACACGGCUGUAGGACCAGGCCCCUGACGAGGAAAGUAGCACCGCCAAGUCAUCAGCACUCGAGAUGUCGCAUGAAGCCCUGCCAGCCCCUCGCGCCAGCCCCGGUGCCGCUCCCCAGGCUGUAAGGCUUAUAUUUGGCACUCUUUACCCAGCGUAUUACUCUUACAAAGCCGUGAAAUCGAAGGACAUCAAAGAAUAUGUCAAAUGGAUGAUGUACUGGAUCAUAUUUGCGCUCUUCACAACAGCAGAGACGUUCACGGAUAUCUUUCUUUGCUGGUUUCCAUUCUACUAUGAACUCAAAAUAGCUUUUGUAGCUUGGCUGCUGUCUCCAUACACAAAAGGCUCCAGCCUCCUGUACAGGAAAUUUGUUCACCCAACACUGUCUUCAAAAGAAAAGGAGAUCGAUGACUGCCUCGUCCAGGCAAAAGACCGGAGCUACGAUGCCCUUGUGCACUUCGGGAAGCGGGGCCUGAACGUCGCGGCCACGGCAGCUGUCAUGGCAGCUUCCAAGGGACAGGGAGCCUUGUCCGAGAGACUAAGGAGCUUUAGCAUGCAGGAUCUCUCGACCAUUCGUGGAGACAGCAGCAGCACUGUUCCUCCGUCGGUCACUGUACGAACAAGUAGCAAACAGAGCCAGCCAAAACCAUCCAGAAGUGCAUCGGAAGGCACUGGCAGCUCAGCCUUUAUUUUCCAAUCCAGGCAUCUGAGAAACUGCAUGUGGGUGUGCUGGGAUCUUGAUGGUUUGGGUGCCGUGCCCAUAGCCCUUCUUCUGCCAUUUGUUCAUUCCGGUGCUCCUGCACUCACCCAUUUCCCUGCACCCUCCAUUCCUACCAACCCACUACAAUCCUCUGCAAGUGCAGCUCCCAAAGCCACUGAGUUUACAAAGGAUCAGUAGCAGGGACAGGAACCCGAAGUGUUAUUUUGUCUGGAUGUGCUGAGAAGCGCCGAUGUACGUGGGGUUUGCUCGAGGAAGGAGGCAUUGCUAGGCCGUAGCCAACCUUGCAGAUGGGAAAGCCAAGCACCGCUGUAGCAGUUGUAACCCUUUUUACUUUGAGACUGGCAUCUCCGCGCCUGGGAGCGUGUGUGAGCAUCACUCACUUCUGCAGGGGUCGCAGGCUUUGAUGAAGAAGUACAUACACAUACUGCCUGCGGCGGUGCUUUUGUAACAUUUCAGAAAACACCCUUUGUUUCUCUCCUGUGGCUCUCAGGGAUGCACAAAGGCUGAAGAAUCUGUUUUCCAUCUAGCACAGGCUCUUAAUUUUCUCAGGACGAGAGGCAGCAGUGCCAAGGAGAGAUCAGGAGCCUUACGAAAACAAGAAGUGCUGCCCUCAGGCCGUGCAGCAGGCCAGCUGAGGCCACUCGAGCCAUCCAGUAGUAAAGAGCUACAGGCUUGGGAAGAAAUCCUGAAAAUGGUGUAGCUGGGCUCCUAAGGCAGCCAGCCCUGGGAAUGUCAGGAGUUAUUUUCUCAUGCUGUCAGGCAUCUCUUGGGUUUUCCUAAUAAGUCCUGCUGGGGAGCUGCCCUACUGCUCUUGGCCUCGGGCUGUGGCAGUCCCCGAGCUGGGAGUCUGGCUGCUGGGAGAGUGUCCUGGGGAAGCAGUGCUGCUGCGUGCCCUCCUAUAUACACUGCCCCGCACUGCUGCCAGCUGCUGGCAGUGACGGGCCUGACCAGAGCUCUGAGCUGACCUAGCGUUGCUGUUCUUGAUUUCUUGAGUGUUCACUUUUCUGUUUACACGUCUAUAUUUUUUCUUGUUGGUUAAGCCAGGGACUUGUGGGACCCGCAAUAAAUUAAUUCAGCGUUUGAUUCAAAUAAAAAAAUACUUUCUUUUACAGUUUCUAUGGGAUUAUUUUUAACUCAGACCAAUUUGCUGAUAAACCUCACAGGGGAGCUCCAAAACAACUCUGUUAAGGCACCUUUGGAGAGAUGUAGUAUGAAGCCAAGUGGUGAGGAACGGGAAGCUCCUCAAGCCAGCUUUGCCACUGAACGACUGGUACAUGCCUCACUUAAAACGAUGUGGCAAAGACAAGAGAUGGCUCUUUAGGUCAAGAUUACAGUUCAGAUGAAUCCCUAUACCCUAAGCACUGGAAAAACAGCCGGAUGUGGUGUGGGACUUGGUGUUACUCAGUUCCAGUCCUGUUGCAUGACUGUUUAAGAGCAGAUGCGAUAUUUAAAGGAGAGUGAUUUGGAAAGACAGGGAUAGAGAGAGGUCUGCUGCCUUCCCUGCACAGAGGAGACAGCUGAAACUCAGGUUUGUUGGUAUGAAAACCCGCUCCCACAGUGAGCACUAGGAGGGGCUUGGGUUCUGCUUUCACAUCUCUCGGGCGUGCUUCCAAGCCCACCGAGAAAACCCUCCUGACACCGGUGGGCUUUGGCUCUGGCCAAAAGCUGGCUGCAGGACCAUGCUAUACCCUGACUGCAUUAAAUAACUGCUCGGCUUGUUUCAUUUCCAUUGUUGUGAUUUUUUAUAACGUGACUGGUGCUGGUUAGAUUGAUUUGUGACCCUCUGAAUUCCCUUUUGACAGAAGGGAAUCGCUGUGUGAAGAGCUUGGCAUUCAGUUAGCAAAGACCACGGGCAGACACAGCGAAGGUUUAUUUUUGCCCGCUGAAGAGUGUCUUGUGAGGUCAAGACAUAGAAUAUGCCAGAGGCUGAGACAAGGAGAAUUAGCUCUUCCUUUCCGGUACCUUUUGCUGCUUUUUCAGUAGCUGCAUCCACCCCUUGGCCAGGCACCGAAGGCAGCUGUGCUGUUGCUUGAGCAAUCGCUGAGAUGCUCGGCGAGCUUAACCCGCCGUCUCUGCUGCCUUUUGUGCCGACAGCUGAGCCAUGUUCACACCCAUCCCACAGAAAGACCCCGCUCCUCCUCCUCCCUGCACCCAGCCAAAAACCACACGCAGACGACACGAGGAGCAACGUCUGCUUCACCGUGCCUUGAAACACGUGCGUGAAACACACGCACCUUCCUUCAGCACACGCCAAGGAAACACGGGGGUUGCCCCUCCUGCGUGUAACGGGCCGACCACCUGUCCUCUUUAUGUGAGCCCUCACUUUGCUCCUAGCUCAGCGUUUCUCCAUUUAGCCUCUUGGCAGCCCGAUGGUAGCCUGUGGUAUUUCAGCCUCGAUGCAUGUUCCAGCCCGUGCUUCUCCUCCGGGCAGAACUGCCCCUUUCGUUUGGGAACUGUAAAUGUCGUGUGGCUACUCGUCAUUAUAGAGAUCUGGGAGCUCCAGAAAAGCAUUUCUGAAUAUUUUUCAAGGUACUGCUGUUUUUCUGGCAAAUGCCCAGUUACAACCCACAUGCAGAUGUCUGUAUUAACAGUGGGGGCUUUUGCACUUCAUAACGUUGCGUUACUGCCUUGGAGACAUCCCGGACAGUGCAGGCAAAACUUGUUCCCUUCUGCUGUGACUUGAGGAGUGGGAUACUGGCCACAGAGCUCAGUCCCACAGUUGAUGCAAACAUAUGGGGUGGUUGCUGAUGUCAGCUGAAACCUCCAGUGUGGGCUGAGCACUGAAGCCAGCCUUUAUUUUGGGACAGCCAGGGGGACAUCCCCCAGCAAGCACAUUUGCACUGCUUGACGGGACAUCGGUGUCCAGAGCUGACACUGCCUGGGCAAGAGUAUCACGUCCUCCGAAGGCACCGUAUUGCCCGGACCGAGUGCCCUUUCUGCUGAAGCUUACCUCAGGCAGAGAUCGUCCUUAGCUGGGGUGAUCUCAAAGCAGAAACAUGCAGUGUGCUUUCUGACACUCCUCUGUGCAGGAGAGUCGGGGCUUAAGUCCAACUUAAGCUCUAAAGGCUUUGCAGGACAGAGCAGAAGUGUGGGAAUAUCAGUACUCAGGAUAUUCCUGGAUAUCUCUGUCUCCGCUCACCAGAAAAACUCUAGAAAGAUAUAUGAGAACAGCCUGUAUACAUACGUUGUACGAGCUCUCAGAAAAUAAAUUGUCAUAAAAUUGAGGUCGGUUACCUUCUAUGUAAAAUCAGAAGCUAAACCCACAGAAAUCAAAAAUCAGCAGACUCUAUGUAAAAUCAGAAGCUAAAUCCGCUAAAAAUCCCUUGAGCUGGCCCAUCCUCCUGUCUUUUGUACAAAGGCCAUGGCCUUCAUGGCAGCAUCAAGCCAGCAGGAGCCAGCAGACCUGCUGAAAUGAUACAACCCGGCCGCUUGCUUCUGCCCCAUACCAUCCUUUCCUUUGGACACAUAAAAAUCUUGUUUGCAUACCCUGACCCCAGUCAGGGAUUUGGUUCGGACUAAAUGCUGUUUCUUGCUUCCAGGCAGCUCUCGACCUGGGACAGGUCCUCAGACCUGUGAACAGCAGCAGAGAUCAGCACUGGGGCAGGGAAGGUGGAGGCUGCAGCGGGACUUCUUGCAGCAGCAGUGCUGGCUUGGGCUGGUUUAAAAUAACUGUGGGACUAUGGGGGAGCUGUCAGUGCAGUGCGGGAUAAUCGGGACCAAAGAAACCACACAAAACUCAGACCUUUUUUCUCCAAAAGCCGCUUUUAUCACUUAUGUCGCUGUGAGGAUUAAAGCGGAAGGCUCAAACUGGACGUGGUUCCUAGGCUGCUUCCUGAGGCAGAAACCAGCCGCAAGGUGAAGCUGCAAAGGUCACAAAUUUACAACACCUGUGAGUCACCCGCACUGAAGGACACAGAGCAGCUCCCUUGUUACUUGCAUUACUGCAAUUCCACUGCAAAGCUCCUCGGUGUGUCCCUGAUUUAAGAAGGUCAGGGAUCUAGGAAUGUAUUUUAAAGGUUGGGCCAGAUGAUCUCAGAGGUCUUUUCCAACCUAAGUGAUUCUGUGGUUCUGGGUUCCUUCAGAAGCCAUGAGUGACUGCGCCAGUGCGUGCAAAUGUCCUGCCUCAGCCCACUGAACAAAACAUCCAGGCACGCAGCAAUACAAGCCCCAGGACUGCACCCUGUGUUUGUCAUCAUGCAACCUUAUACAUUGCUUCUCCACGCUCCCGGUCCCCUCUAGCCAGGAGUUAUUUGUUUCGUGAUGUGAGAGCAGGGCCAGGGUACGCAGUGCCAGCCUCAGCACCCGUUAGCACGGCCUCAGGUGAGCCCCGAGCUUUGUGCUGGCGAAGAGAAACGGUCGUCUCCACACAGACAGGAGCCCUGGAGUCCACCUCGGGACUUUCCAGCAGAGGAAGCCACGCUAAGCGUUUGCUGAGAGGCGGUAGCUUCCCUGGGUGAGUGCCUAACGCUCAG
This is a messenger RNA of Cygnus olor (mute swan), 5192 nucleotides long. It is a transcript of the gene REEP1, whose product is annotated as receptor accessory protein 1. Gene Ontology annotation, molecular function: microtubule binding. Gene Ontology annotation, cellular component: endoplasmic reticulum membrane; cytoplasmic microtubule; endoplasmic reticulum tubular network. The transcript is spliced from 7 exons. NCBI's taxonomy places the organism in Eukaryota, Metazoa, Chordata, Aves, Anseriformes, Anatidae. The record is from RefSeq and is a predicted model, not a curated record. The coding region runs from base 67 to 897 and encodes 276 amino acids. Gene Ontology annotation, biological process: endoplasmic reticulum tubular network organization.